AUGUUGCCAAAAGGAUUUUCAGAGAUGAAGGAGAAGGUAAGGCCAAUGCCCCAGAACAAGGGCAUCUGAUUUUCUAAGGCCUAAGAGUAUUUCCACUUGGGCCCUGCUGGUAUUGGGCCCAAUCCCAAAUAAUAUGCUACCUGUCACUUAGAUGUGAGUCGGCCUGGGGUCAACAUGGGCGCCACCAUCCCAUGGAAGCAUCUGGAAAGCACAAACAGAGAGGAGUUGGAGAAUAGCGGCCACAGCCUCACCAGGCCACCCAGACCAUGUCCCUGGCACCCUAUAGGCAUCAAAGGUGACUGGGGCAAGCUCCUGGAGCAGGUGGAUGCCCUAGCUUUACGGACCAGUCAGAGGGAACAGGAAGUGCUGAGCAUGGAGAGGUCAGUAGAGUGGUGGGAGGAGACUGUGGGAGGGAGGGAGCACAAGGAGGAGGUGGGAGGGGCCAUCCUGGAGAUGAAGUAGAAGGUGAGAGCGGAGGAAGUGGUAUACCUGAAACCAGAAGAGGACCUGCCUGCAGUGGCACAUCCCUUCCGUUCUGUUUAAACUCUGCCCGUGGGCAUGCAUUCUGAAUACACUGGCUUUCAUCACAUUGGCUCUUGUGCAAAUAUGAAGCAAAGUAGUAUAUGGAGUGCUUUAAAAAAAAACAUGAGCAAACAUGUGAGUCGAUCUUUCUAGGUAUGAGCAGAAUAAAUGCUUAUCUACAGGGUUUGCUGACCCUUGGUUAGAAGUUCAAAAUGCGCUAAUGAGACACACGGAUUACUUUGUUGCACGUGCCUGUGAGUUGUUUCUGGCUAGACUAUGUGUGUCAGAAACUCCAGCACUUGGUUUCAGGGGAGGCAGAGAUUUGAAUGGAAUGUGCCUACCUGACCAGUUCACCCUCAGAGGCUCAGAGACUGCAGCAGGCAGCUGUGUUUGCAAGCAUGCUGAUGGUG
Messenger RNA from Peromyscus leucopus (white-footed mouse), 932 nucleotides. RefSeq names its product zinc finger BED-type containing 2 (gene Zbed2). The record is from RefSeq and is a predicted model, not a curated record. NCBI's taxonomy places the organism in Eukaryota, Metazoa, Chordata, Mammalia, Rodentia, Cricetidae.